AUGUAUGGUGCAGCGUAUAUUGUUUGGGGACACCUGUAUCGUGCAGUGUAUAUUGUUUGGGGACACCUGUAUGGUGCAGCGUAUAUUGUUUGGGGACACCUGUAUGGUGCAGCGUAUAUUGUUUGGGGACACCUGUAUCGUGCAGUGUAUAUUGUUUGGGGACACCUGUAUGGUGCAGCGUAUAUUGUUUGGGGACACCUGUAUGGUGCAGCGUAUAUUGUUUGGGGACACCUGUAUCGUGCAGUGUAUAUUGUUUGGGGACACCUGUAUGGUGCAGUGUAUAUUGUUUGGGGACACCUGUAUCGUGUAGCGUAUGUUGUUUGGGGACACCUGUAUGGUGCAGCGUAUAUUGUUUGGGGACACCUGUAUCGUGCAGUGUAUAUUGUUUGGGGACACCUGUAUCGUGCAGUGUAUAUUGUUUGGGGACACCUGUAUGGUGCAGCGUAUAUUGUUUGGGGACACCUGUAUGGUGCAGCGUAUAUUGUUUGGGGACACCUGUAUGGUGCAGCGUAUAUUGUUUGGGGACACCUGUAUCGUGCAGUGUAUAUUGUUUGGGGACACCUGUAUCGUGCAGUGUAUAUUGUUUGGGGACACCUGUAUGGUGCAGCGUAUAUUGUUUGGGGACACCUGUAUGGUGCAGCGUAUAUUGUUUGGGGACACCUGUAUCGUGCAGUGUAUAUUGUUUGGGGACACCUGUAUGGUGCAGUGUAUAUUGUUUGGGGACACCUGUAUCGUGUAGCGUAUGUUGUUUGGGGACACCUGUAUGGUGCAGCGUAUAUUGUUUGGGGACACCUGUAUGGUGCAGCAUAUGUUGUUUGGGGACACCUGUAUGGUGCAGCGUAUAUUGUUUGGGGACACCUGUAUGGUGCAGCGUAUAUUGUUUGGGGACACCUGUAUCGUGCAGUGUAUAUUGUUUGGGGACACCUGUAUGGUGCAGUGUAUAUUGUUUGGGGACACCUGUAUGGUGCAGCGUAUAUUGUUUGGGGACACCUGUAUCGUGUAGCGUAUGUUGUUUGGGGACACCUGUAUGGUGCAGCGUAUAUUGUUUGGGGACACCUGUAUGGUGCAGCAUAUGUUGUUUGGGGACACCUGUAUCGUGCAGUGUAUGUUACUGAAGUCAAUUGUAAAUAAAGGAAAACCUUUUGCUUCAA
Nerophis ophidion (straightnose pipefish) is the source of this 1151-nucleotide messenger RNA. RefSeq lists its product as uncharacterized. The coding region runs from base 1 to 1131 and encodes 376 amino acids. The record is from RefSeq and is a predicted model, not a curated record. Lineage: Eukaryota; Metazoa; Chordata; Actinopteri; Syngnathiformes; Syngnathidae. The transcript has 2 exons.